AUGACGAUCUGUACUUAUAACGCCUGUACGCUUGCAUCGGAUGCGGAUAUUCAAGAUCUGAUGAUGCAAGCCAGGAAGUUUUGCCAGAACUACGACGUCAUCGGAAUGACCGAGAAGAGACGACGCACCCCACUGAACGCCGUAUUUGAUACUGGAGAAGAACUGUUCUCAGGAACAUGCGACAGUAGAGGAGCUGGUUGGGUUGACGUCCUAGCCAACACGAGUACGGCGAAAAACAUCGACUCUUUCGAAUAA
Molecule: messenger RNA, 255 nt
Organism: Necator americanus (New World hookworm)
Lineage: Eukaryota; Metazoa; Nematoda; Chromadorea; Rhabditida; Ancylostomatidae
Exons: 1
Coding region: 1-255 (84 amino acids)
Source: RefSeq, a predicted model, not a curated record